Molecule: messenger RNA, 591 nt
Organism: Ilex paraguariensis (yerba mate)
Lineage: Eukaryota; Viridiplantae; Streptophyta; Magnoliopsida; Aquifoliales; Aquifoliaceae
Source: the annotation of a GenBank genome assembly
GUCAAUUUCAGAACACAAAGGUGCAACACUUUCGAGUAAAGAUCAAAGAGGGUCGCAAUGGAGUGGAAAAGUGUUAGAAUUGUGGGUGUGGUGGCUUUCUUGGUGGUGUUGGUUUUAGCAAAAAAUGUCACAGCCCAGCCUGCUGGGGAUGGGGUUUAUGCUUGUUGGGGAGGAUGCUACAAUGAGUGUAUUCUCCGAACUGGCAAAGAUCCAUCACAGAGGUUGCCAUGUUAUGGCAGUUGCCUGGGACAAUGCGUUCCUCAAUCUCCCUCGGAUUAUCAGUAUUAUUGUCAGAUUGGUUGUUCAUUCGAAUCUUGCAUCCUCUUUAGCUACGAUGGGGCAAGCCUGGAAAGGUGCAUUGAAAGCUGUGCCAAUCUCUGCAAGCCUUAAAAGCUUAGUCAUCUAAACUUUAUGUAAUAAAUAAGAUUGACUCCUGGUUUGUCUUUACUCUGUAUAAUAAUUCUAUUAGAUUAUUAGGGUGAUCAUUUUAUUUUCUUUUAUUUCCCUUUUAAUUUUAUUAUAUGUACUCGGUAAUUAAUAUAAUUACCAUGUUGGAUAUUGUGAUAAAUAAUCAACACAACACAAUGGGAC